This is a messenger RNA of Nomascus leucogenys (northern white-cheeked gibbon), 704 nucleotides long. RefSeq names its product leucine zipper protein 6 (gene LUZP6). The transcript has 2 exons. The coding region runs from base 1 to 189 and encodes 62 amino acids. NCBI's taxonomy places the organism in Eukaryota, Metazoa, Chordata, Mammalia, Primates, Hylobatidae. The record is from RefSeq and is a predicted model, not a curated record.
AUGCAUCGCUUUUGUAUUAAAUCAGUCAUUUCAUAUGCACUGUAUCAAGUACAAACAGGUAGUUUACCUGUUUAUAGUAGUGUACUAACAAAGUCUCCCUUGCAGCUUCAGACUGUUAUCUAUAGGCUUAUCGUUCAAAUACAGCACUUGAAUAUCCCAAGUAGUUCUACGCAUAGCUCACCUUUCUAAACCCAGUUAAGCACGGAAGAGAGGUAGUAGGUAGGUGCAGUGUGUGGAAGCUGCAAACAAGUAGGCCUUUUAUUCAUUGAUUUCUUUUCCCAAGUACUGGAUUUUUAAAUCUAUAUGUAUCUGUUUGAUUUUUUUUUCUAAUAUUUCAAUUGAGCUGCUGUUUUCUUCCAUGCAAUAUUGUAUACUCAAUUGUGUAUAGAAGAAGCUGGUGAGAGUGCCCUCCUACAUAAAUAAGCAAUUGCAGUGUUUUGCAUGCAAAAUAUAAAAAAUUUAAAUUGUCCUGAUUCUAUUUUGUAAAUGGAGAAACAAUCAUAUCUUUCUAAGCAGUAAUGGAGGAAGACUAGUGCUUUGUGCAUUUUGAUAUAUUUGAGUUCAUUUUUUCCACAAUGUCAUACUUUUGACGCAAUUGGGUUUCUCAUAAGUAUCCUAGUUCAUGUACAUCCGAAUGCUAAAUAAUACUGUGUUUUAAGUUUUGUGUUGCAAGAACAAAUGGAAUAAACUUGAAUUGUGCUACA